GCUGGGCCACAUUCCCCGCACGCAGUCACGGAAGCUGAUGUGUAUCAGGAUAUCAGAACGACUCACUGCUACGCCCGGGUUUGUUAUCCAAGAGGACUUUUAACUGAAAUCAUCGAUACCCAUCAGUGCCAGUGAAUCCUCACUAUCCUAUUGGAAGGAGGAGAAAAGGCCAGGUUGGGCUCCGGGGGAACGGUGUGGGCGUGUUUGACGGACGACCCUUGACCCUGCCCGAACCCAGUGAGGAUAACAAAAGAGUCCGCCGACGAGACGUGGAAGAAUGUAGCUAAGCUCGGUCUGGGGAGAGUGGAACGGAUCCGUCUGACUGUGGGGCAGAAACACUCACACACACACACGUACAGUGUGUUGUAACCAGGAGAGAGGGCCAUGUUGCCUGAGAGGGUUUCCAUGGAACUCCUCGAUAACUCCGGUUCGACCAUGCAGGGCUUAAAUGUCCGCCUGAAGGGCUUCUUGGAGCAGGUAAACCGCCUGGAGGUGUCCAACCAGCGCCUGGAGAGCCAGAUCGUAGACUGGAGCAACAAGAAUGUCCCCCAGCCACGAGACCUUUCCAAGCAGGAGAGGACUAUUAACGACCUUCGUGCCCAGAUUGCUAAGCUGCUGAUGGAGAAUUCCCAGCUGGUCCUGCAGUCUGACAACAUGAAGUCCAGGGCUGCUCAGAUCCAAGCCAGGUGUGAGAUGGAGGAGAGGCAGACCAAGCGUCUGGAACAGCAGGUGGGUCAGCUGAGGGAGACCAAGAGGAGGGCGGAGCUUGGCAACAUCACGCUGGAGGCGGAGCUUCGCAGCUCCAUGUCCGAGCUUCAGCAGACGCAGAAGGACUUUGCGGAGGCUGAGACAGCCCGGUCUCUGCAGCAGCGGCAGCAGGCCGAAUCCUGCGAUGUUCUGCUCGUGACGGACACAGCGGGAGGGGAGGAGGAUGGCACAGGGAUGGAGCUCUCCCAGCUCCUCGACCGAAUCAGCACGCAGCGCGACCGUCUCAGCCAGGGCGACGUACACCCAAGCCUGGACGCCCCGUCGAAUCCGGGCCCAGGCUUUGCCGGGCUUAGCCGGGCCAGAGCAGCGGCUUCAACGUCCGCAUCGGCAGCUCUCGCAAACGGAGUUCUCGCACAGGAGGAGGCAGCAUGGGCCCAGGUGAACCUGGGCGGGGCCGCCCUGAAGGAGGCCCGGGCCGAGCUGGCGGAGGCCAGGAAACAGUGGCACAGCCUCCAGGUGGAGAUUGAGACCCUACAUGCCCUCGAGAAAGGCCUGGAGAGCUCCCUCCACCACACCCAGCGUCAGUACUCCACCCAGCUGCACGACCUGUCGCGGACCGUCGCCGGGCUGGAGGGGGAGCUCCACGAGGUGCGCGGCGGCCUGGUCACCCAGCGCGAGCGGCACAGCCAGCUGCUGAACACCAAGAUGAGGCUGGAGCGGGAGAUCGCCACCUACAGGCGCCUGCUGGAGCGUGAAGAGGGCAGGUACUUGGGCCGUAAUGGCCAGGUGAUGACUCUCCAGCCCUGGAGGGGCUCCUUGGGGGAACCCAAGGAGAACGGUCUGGAGAACGGUUUCAGUGACCUGGCAGUGACCCCUGACGAGCCCAAGUCGGAGCCCCUGCCCGACAUCCCUUCGCUGCUAACUGAGAACGGCAUGAAGGGUCAUGCUGUCCUUCGCCGGCAGCAGAGUCUGGUCAUCCUCACAGAUCCUGAGACAGACAACGAGCUUAAGAUCGCCACGGUGAAGACCCAGGAGAUCCUCCAGGGCAAAGUUGUGCGUGAAAGUGCAGAAUGCCACGGCACGGUAGAGACCGAGAAGAUUGACAAGGUGAUCAAGCAAUGGGAGGGCUCCUUCUUCCAGGGAAACCCCAAGCUGAGGAAGAAGUCGGUGUCGCUGCGCUUCGACCUGCACAUGGCGGCGGCCGACGAGGGCUGCGCCCAGACCAAGCAGGACAGCCUGCCCGACGUGGAGGUGCGUCUGGUCAUGAAGCGAUCUAGAAGCAUCCCCACCAUCACCCAGUGACCCCAGCAUGGCCGCAGCGAUCCGUGACAUCACGGCAAUGACAGUAGUUAAGGUUGACCUGCCAGGAUACCCAGGCGUCGUUGUCGACGUGAUGUCGCAGUAAUAAGAGAGUGGCAUUCUUUUGGGGGUCACCACCAUCAAGACUGACAUGAGAUGGGAUCACCAGAGGGAACAGCCCAGCCAAUCCAUUGGCUUGUGGUACAGUAUCGCCAUGACAACCCAGUAUCCAGAGUUUUCUCAAUACCCAAAUCACGACAGUGACAUCAGCAUUCUUGUCUGACUAUUUAGCAAAACACAUCAUUAGCUACCUCAUUUCGGUAGCAUCGUCUUAACCAGCCCAGUAAACAAUGAAGGGCCACACUAAUCAGAGAUCACAUGGGACCAUCCCCUCAUUUCACUCUCGGUCAGUGGGAUUAUUAAAAUAUCCCAAGUUAAAUAUCACAUUUUCUAACUCUACCUGCAGAGUGCAUUAGGGCAUAGUUAUAAGAGAUUUACACAAGCUAUAUCUGUCUUCAUACGAAGCCACAGCAUAAAAUUCAAUACCACUCAAUAUAACAGUUCACACUUAACGUAAAUAAUGAUAUAUCACAGACUUGUACAUGACAUUCUAGUGUGGACUGUCUAUAUGUAAGGCUAGAUAUUUUCUUGUCUGUGAGAAUUGGUUGAUGGGUUUGCUAUGCAUGGACUCCUGAAGAGAUCCAGAACUGGGAGAUUUGGUGAUGUAAAAAAAAAAGUGUGCUUUCUUUAACAUUGCUCCACUUGCUAAAUAUGCUAACAUGGACACAGUCAAACCAUAGCAAUUAAAACAGAACAUGUACAGUACAUAAUGCAAUUUAUAUUCUUUCAACUGCUCACUGUGACUCAAAUUGCAACUAGGCUACUAACGUCACUUACUUUGUGUAAGAGAAGAAUUCCCAGAUUUAGCCAGAAGGGCGCAGUAUUUGUAAAUAGUUACAUAACAGUAUCAAGAAUGCUUAACUUUGGGGUUGUGGUGUAUUAAACAAAGUAUAUAACUAUAUGACUGGUUACACGAUUAAACAAUAUAAAUAAUUGUUGCUACCUUUUUUGAUUUAGCACCAAAGAUAUGGAGAAAGAAACCAUUGUGCAUUGCAAUUGGGUGCCUCUGAUGUAAAAAAAAAAAAGUGUAAAAAUCGGAAUAAUCUAUGCAGUUCUUCAUAAUGCUUGAUUUGCUCUGCUUGGUGGAGUACUUGAUCUAAGUUCUCUUUUUGUUUCUGGGAUCCUCUUUCACUUAAGAAUGAAGCAUUGUGCUUUUAUCGAACAAAUUAAUCCUUUAAAUAAAAAGACCACAAACGCU
Messenger RNA from Hypomesus transpacificus, 3325 nucleotides. It is a transcript of the gene krt222, whose product is annotated as keratin 222. NCBI's taxonomy places the organism in Eukaryota, Metazoa, Chordata, Actinopteri, Osmeriformes, Osmeridae. The transcript has 11 exons. The record is from RefSeq and is a predicted model, not a curated record. The coding region runs from base 385 to 2010 and encodes 541 amino acids.